Messenger RNA from Haliaeetus leucocephalus (bald eagle), 456 nucleotides. It is a transcript of the gene CAV3, whose product is annotated as caveolin 3. Gene Ontology annotation, biological process: caveola assembly; regulation of membrane depolarization during cardiac muscle cell action potential. Lineage: Eukaryota; Metazoa; Chordata; Aves; Accipitriformes; Accipitridae. The transcript is spliced from 2 exons. The coding region runs from base 1 to 456 and encodes 151 amino acids. The record is from RefSeq and is a predicted model, not a curated record. Gene Ontology annotation, cellular component: caveola. Gene Ontology annotation, molecular function: connexin binding; molecular adaptor activity; transmembrane transporter binding.
AUGGCAGAGGAACAGACCGAGCUGGAGGAGAGGAUCAUCAUCAAGGACCAGCUCACCAAGGAGAUUGACCUGGUGAACAGAGACCCAAAGCGAAUAAACGAGGACGUUGUAAAGGUGGACUUUGAGGAUGUGAUAGCUGAGCCUGUGGGAACAUACAGCUUUGACGGUGUCUGGAAAACCAGCUACACCACCUUCACCGUCAGCAAGUACUGGUGCUACCGGCUGCUCUCUGCCAUCCUGGGCAUCCCACUGGCAGUCAUCUGGGGCUUCCUCUUUGCCCUCAUCUCGUUCUGCCACAUCUGGGCAGUGGUGCCCUGCAUCAAGAGCUACCUGAUAGAGAUCCAGUGCGUCAGCCGAAUCUACUCCCUCUGCAUCCACACCUUCUGCGACCCACUCUUCGAGGCACUCUCCAAGAUCUGCAGCAACGUCAGAGUCACUCUCCGGAAGGAGAUCUAG